AUGUCGGCCACGACGACGACGACCGCGACGACCGCGACGACCCCCACAGCUGCUUACAGCGUCGUCGCUUCGGGCAUGGCCAGGUCGACUGCAACCCUUCGCCCUCGCGGAACAAAGCGAAGGUUAUCGGCCCCAUCUUCCGUGCACCCACCCAUCAAGCUCUGCACGUCGUUGCCUCCUUCCCUAGAGGCCUUGGACCUUUCUUCAGCGUCACCAACACAAACUCUUGCUUCUCUACGUUUUCUUGUCCUUUCCUACCUUGCGGACCUCGAACGUCGCCUCAACGAAUUCGAAUCACCGGAUUUCGAGGCAUGGGGCGAGCUCAAGAUCGAGGAAGCGACCCAGUGGGCCCGUACAGCGCUUGAAAUGCUCGAGGGUAUCCGUGCGGAUGUAUGCUCACAUCUCCCAGAGUUCCACUUCGCCGACCUCUCCUCCGUGGAGAGCUUCGUCAGGUCGCACCUUCCAGACCUGCCUGACGUGGCGGAGAUGCGCUCACACCUGCCCGACAUGGCAGAGAUGCGCGCGCACCUGCCCGACAUGCCCCAGCUCCCAGACAUGACCGAAAUGCGCUCACGCCUGCCAGACAUGGAAGACGUACGAUCCCACCUAUCCGACAUGCGCCAUAAACUCGACGACGUGCGCACACGCUUUCACGAACUUGAUUUCAGCUACAUACCCAAGCUAUCCGAUCAUUUAGAGAACCUGCAUUCCCACCUGUCCAAGCUCGAAGCCCCCGCCGCCUCCUUCAAACCGAACAACAGCCUGUUCGACCUCCUCGAAUCGUUGCUGAACUCUGAUGUGAUCAAGGACAUCCUCGAUUCAACUCCGGAUGUCGCGGACGUCAUCAGCGAAGGAGAGGAGAUACUCGACUGGGCAACCCACGAAGUCGGCAACGCUAUUAGGCGUUCAUUCGAGGGUAUGCACCUCAUCAAUUAUUCCGACCUCCCUCAUCAGUGGCGGAAUAACCCAUUUGUUACAUACGGCUAUCGAUUUAUUCCACUAGAAAGAUGGCCUCUCAUCGUGAUGUCCUUAUUUGCAUUACACAACGAGACACUUAACAUCCACACGCAUUUAAUUCCUUUCCUCUUCUGGGCCAUCAACCUUAUUCCUCUCUUCAACGAUACCUACGCCUCCGAUGCGGCUGAGCUGCUCUUCAUGUCCUUCGCCCUGCUCUGCCUGCUGUGUAGUGCACUCUGGCACACAAUGUCGGGCUGCGCGGACCAUCGCAGCAUGGAACUUUGUGCGCGGGUGGACUACGUAGGCAUAGGAUGGCUGAUCAGCGCGAGCGUCGCCACCAUCGUGCAUUAUGGUUUUCAGUGCCAUCCACACGUCGGGCAUGCUUUCCUUGGGCUCUGCCUUGCCACCGGCAUAGCUGGCAAUGUUUUCCCGUUCAUGAAGUGGUUCAACAUGCACGAGUACCGCUUCCACCGCAUGGGCUUCUUCCUAACCCUUGCAUUCUCCGCCAUUGGACCCCUGGUCGCCCUCGCAAUCCUGCACUCCCGACAAGAUAUGUUCGCCUUCGUCGCGCCCGUAUUUCCGUCCCUGAUCUCCUACCUCGUCGGGCUCGCCUUCUACGCCGCACACUUCCCCGAACGUAUCCUGCCCGACAACAUCAGGCGCAGGCUGGACAUGAUCGGUGGGGGCUCGCAUGCGAUAUGGCAUUGCUUUAUCGUCCUCGCGGUUAGCCAGCAUAAGCAGGCGAUUGUGUUGAUGAGGGAGCAUGCGUUCUGCCCCGCGUUAUAA
Molecule: messenger RNA, 1743 nt
Organism: Cyclocybe aegerita
Lineage: Eukaryota; Fungi; Basidiomycota; Agaricomycetes; Agaricales; Hemipholiotaceae
Source: the annotation of a GenBank genome assembly